AUAGAGAGAGAGGGAGAGAUAGAGGGAGGGGAACCCCCUCCUCCCCAGGCCGGUUACUUUGUAACAAAGAAACUAGCGGCUGAUCAAAGGGAUCUGGGGAUCGGGGGAUUCCGGUCCCAGUCCCGAUCGGUAAUUCCCAAUUCUUCCCAGUGAUCCUCAGUUAUUCCCGGUAAUCCCCCGUGAUUCCGGAUUAUUCCCGGCUAUUCCAGGUGCUCCCCUGUUAUUCCCGGUGUUUCCCAGUAAUUCCGGUGAUUCCCGGUGUUUCCCAGUGAUUCCGGUGAUUCCCGGUGCUCCCCUGUUAUUCCCGGUGAUUCCCAGUGUUUCCCGGUGUUUCCCAGUGAUUCUGGUGAUUCCCGGUGCUCCCCUGUUAUUCCCGGUGUUUCCCAGUGAUUCCGGUGAUUCCCGGUGCUCCCCUGUUAUUCCCGGUGAUUCCCAGUGUAUCCCGGUGAUACCUGGUGUUUCCCAGUGAUUCCGGUGAUUCUCGGCGAAUCCUGGUUAUUCCCAGUGAUUCCAGUUCGGGAUGAGACUCUCCAUGCUCUUGGCUCUGGUCCGGCCAGUGGGGCCAGUGGUGAUCGGGGUGUCUCUGGGAUUCACCCUGAGUUUAUUGAGCAGUGGGUGGGGCGAGGAACCAUGUUCCCAACCCCGGGAAGGUGCAGGAAUCCGGGGAAGGAAACCCAGCUCCGUGGCUGCUGCUCCUGGAGGAGAGAGUGAAUCCAAGUGGCAGGAAUUCGAACCCAGGAUUGUCCCAUAUAAAGCGGCAAGUGUGAAAAACCCAGGCAAGAAAACUGUCAGAUCGCGUUAUAUCAGCACCGAGCUGGGGAUCCGUGAGGGUUUGUUUGUAGCUGUUCUGACAUCGAAAACCACUCUCAACACACUGGCAGUGGCUGUGAACCGUACCAUUGGCCAUCACAUUGACAAGGUCCUGUACUUCACUGGGACCAGGAGCCGGAAAAUUCCACACGGGAUGUACAUCGUAACCCACGGUGAUGAGAGGCCCAUCUGGAACAUGUACCAGACGGUGAAGUACAUUUUUGAACAUUACAGCGGUGAGUAUGACUGGUUCUACUUCAUUCAGGACAACUCGUACACUGAGAGCGAUCGCAUCAAGGGGCUGGUCAACCACCUGAGCAUCAACACUGACCUGUACAUGGGGCGUCCCGAGGAAUUCAUCGGCGGUGACACAGAGGGCCAUUACUGCCAUGGGGGAUUUGGAUACCUGCUGUCCCGGAGCCUCAUGAUCAAGUUGCAGCCACACCUGGAGAGCUGUCGGAAUGACAUCCUGAGUGCGAGGCCUGACGAGUGGCUUGGCCGCUGCAUCAUUGAUUAUGUGUCAGUGAGCUGUGUCAGUCAGUAUGAGGGUCUGCACUAUCGAUACUUUGAGCUGCUGAAGAAUGCUGAGCUGGAAAAGGAAGAGGGUUCGGAGUUCAGGAAUGCUUUGACUGUCCACCCCGUGAUGGACCCUGUCCAGAUGUAUCGGCUACACAAGCGUUACACUGAGCUGGAGCUGGAGAGAACCUAUCUGGACAUUGAAGAGCUACAGGAUGAAAUCAGAAACGUCAGUGGUCUCACAGCUGAGGGGGAGAAAGCCAGCAGCUGGCCCAUAGGGAUUAACCCCCCUUUUCAGCCCCGCACCCGGUUUGAGGUCCUUCGCUGGGACUACUUCACCGAGGACCAGGUCUUCUCCUGUGUGGAUGGCUCCCCAAAGUGUGAGCUGCGUGGGAUUGACAAGAGCGACAUCAGUAACAUCAUUGAAGUGGCUGUGGAGGAGUUGAAUAAGAAAUACCAACCCACGCUUCACCUGCGCAAAGAGCAGCUGCUGAAUGGCUAUCGCAGGUUUGACCCCACCCGGGGCAUGGAGUACACGCUGGACCUGCAGCUGGAGGCGGUUACCCAGAAGGGACAUAGCCGCUCCAUUACCAAGAGAGUCCACCUGGUGCGGCCACUCAGCAACGUGGAAAUCAUCCCCAUGCCAUAUGUGACUGAGGCCACCAGGAUCCACAUUAUCCUCCCGCUCAGUGUCCACGAGAGGGAGCAGGCAAUUCGCUUCAUUGAACUGUACGCCCUCAAUGCGCUGGAGAGCAAUGAGAACGCAAUCCUAACUCUGCUCUUCAUCUACGACCCCUUUGAAGCUCAAAGGGUCAAUCAGAACGACAUCUUCAGCAGCGUCAAGGCAAAGAUCAUGGACUGCGAGAGGAAGUAUCCAGAAACCAAGAUUCCCUGGAUUAGUGUGAAGACUGACUCACCGUGCCAGCUAAAGAUCAUGGACAUCAUCUCCAAGAAGCACCCGGUAGACACGUUGUUCUUUGUGGCCGGGAUCAACAUGGAGGUCAACUUUGAAUUCCUGAACCGGUGCCGCAUGAACACCAUCAGCCAAUGGCAGGUCUUCUUCCCCAUCCACUUCCAGGAAUAUAACCCGAAGAUCGCCUAUCACAACCAGCCACUGCCCCUGACCAUUGACUUGCUCAAGGAUUCCGGCCACUUUGACCGUGACUUCUUCGACGCCGCCUGUUUUUACAACUCUGACUACAUGGCAGCCCGAGGCAAGAUGGCCUCCGAUGCACUGGAGAACGAGGAAAUCCUGGAGACUCUGGACCUGUAUGAAAUGUUCGUCCAGUACUCCAACCUGCAUGUUUUCCGAGCUGUCGAACCUGCCCUGCGCCAGAAGCACGGGCAGAGGGUGUGCAGCCCGCGAGUGAGUGAGGAGAUUUACCAUCGAUGUGUGCAGAGCAACCUCCAGGCCCUAGGGUCUCGCUCCCAACUGGCAAUGCUGUUGUUUGAGCAGGAGCAAGGGAACAGCACCUGAGGCUCUCCAGCCCUGUGGGUGAUUGACUGGCAGCCGAGGAGCAUCUGUUAGUCCAUGUUACUCCCCUGGCUGCUGUGUUUCUCCCCCCCUGACCUUCGCUUGAGUAACAGGACACACUCCUUACCCCAACUGAGACUGGUUCACUCCCAAUUACUUCAACCAAACUGCAGGGUCAUUGACAGGUCAAAGAGGACCAAUGUUGGUCAACAAGAUAACCAAAAUCUCUCCGACUGCAGGAGCAAGCAGACUGUCAUCCCGUAAUUCCCCCAAGCCACUGAUGGGCCCCAACGUCUGCCUAGAUUCUAUUUUUACAAUAAAGGACAUAACAAUU
Carcharodon carcharias (great white shark) is the source of this 3134-nucleotide messenger RNA. RefSeq names its product chondroitin sulfate synthase 2-like. Lineage: Eukaryota; Metazoa; Chordata; Chondrichthyes; Lamniformes; Lamnidae. The transcript has 4 exons. Gene Ontology annotation, cellular component: Golgi cisterna membrane. Gene Ontology annotation, molecular function: glucuronosyl-N-acetylgalactosaminyl-proteoglycan 4-beta-N-acetylgalactosaminyltransferase activity. The record is from RefSeq and is a predicted model, not a curated record. Bases 521 to 2803 code for a protein of 760 amino acids.